Capronia epimyces CBS 606.96 is the source of this 810-nucleotide messenger RNA. RefSeq lists its product as uncharacterized. Gene Ontology annotation, cellular component: membrane. The record is from RefSeq and is a predicted model, not a curated record. Gene Ontology annotation, molecular function: oxidoreductase activity. NCBI's taxonomy places the organism in Eukaryota, Fungi, Ascomycota, Eurotiomycetes, Chaetothyriales, Herpotrichiellaceae. The transcript has a single exon. Bases 1 to 810 code for a protein of 269 amino acids.
AUGCCUGAAUUCAAGGAUAAGCUGGUCUUGGUGACGGGGGCGGCACGGGGCCUGGGCCGCGGGAUGGCGUUCGAAUACGCGCAGCAAGGGGCACGGGUGAUCAUCACCGACAUCCUGGGCGAGCAGUUGACGGAGACGGCGCAGGACCUCAAGACGGCCGGACACACGGUGUGGUCGUUCCAGACCGACCUGGGCAGCGACAGCGCAGUGGCGGCGCUGGGCGAGCAGAUCAAGAAGGAGAUUGGGGUGCCGGACAUCCUGCACAACAACGCCAUGUACGCGCCGCACGGCACGGUGGAGAAUAUCGACAUCGACGGCACGCGCAAGGCGUUCGAGAUCAACGUGCUAGGCUACAUGCGCAUUGUCAAGGCCUUUGUCACUGAGUUCAUCGCCCGCGGCAGCGGCUGGAUCGUCAACACCGCCUCGCCCAACGGCAUUGCCCCGCCCGCGGCCUUUGCCGUCAACGGUAUCCCCUACAACAUGACCAAGGCCGCCGACAUCUCCUUCAGCCAGAGCCUGGCCGCCACGCUGCGGAAGCACAACAUCGGCGUCAGCGUGCUCUACCCCGGCGCCGUGUGGACCGGCGCCUCGGAGAAGCCGCACGGGAGCGCCAGCAAGGAGUUCGAGGCCGCCCUGCGCAAGUUCUUCCUGGCCCAGGCGGUCAAGCCUGAGGUCGCGGCCAAGGCGCUCUUGCAGGGCGUCCGGGAGGACAAGUUCUUCGUCACCUCGUUCCCAAACUUUGAAAAGGUCCUGGUCGAGUUUGCCCAGAACGGCUUGGACCCCAACGCCGAGUACUCGUGGGACGGUUGA